This is a messenger RNA of Phascolarctos cinereus (koala), 1551 nucleotides long. Lineage: Eukaryota; Metazoa; Chordata; Mammalia; Diprotodontia; Phascolarctidae. The record is from RefSeq and is a predicted model, not a curated record.
GGAACAAAGCCCUACAUUUCUGGCAAAUUUCCCCAUCUCCACCCUUUCAAUCCUGGCUCACCCGCCUCCCUCCUCCCUGCUUCGCUCCGCCUAACCCCGAUCCGUCCCGCCCCCCACCUCCCCCUUUUAGGACCGGAGGCAAAGGAUCAAAAGAAAAAAAAUAAUAAUGGUGAAAGAGUUGCUAUGUUCCGCAAAUCAGAAGGGACUGUUAAGAAGGAAGGAGGGGUUGAAAAGUUAACGGGGGUGGAGGAGGAGGGGGAAUUGGAGGGAGAGAGAAAUCUGGCUUUAUUUAAUUCGGAGGGAGUUGUGAGGGUGCAGUGUACUGCAAAGAAACCAGGAUGCACAGAAGGCACAAUUCAGAGAAAAGCAUGAAACCGUCCGUAGAAAGACUAACAGAAGCUGCUGCUAUGGGUCGGACUGAGGUAGUAAGGGAGCUCCUUGAAUCAGGCACUGAUCCCAAUAUCGUGAACCGCUUUGGCCGGAGCGCCAUUCAGGUCAUGAUGAUGGGCAGUGUGCGCGUGGCAGAGCUCCUGCUGCAGCACGGAGCAGAGCCCAACACUCCAGACCCAACAACCCUCACUCUACCAGUCCACGACGCUGCCCGGGAGGGCUUCCUGGACACUCUGAUGCUGCUUCACCGGGCAGGGGCACGGCUGGACCUCAAGGACGCCCUGGGUCGCCUCCCCUUGGACCUAGCUGAGGAACAGGGACACCACCUCGUGAUCACAUACCUGCGCGAGGUGGUGAAGGGAGGAACGAAAUCCACCCCCCAGGAUGUAGAAUAGGAUCCUCCAGCUGUGCACAGUGGGCGGAUAGAUUCUAUGCUCUUCUCAAAGUCGUGGAAAGAGGUCUGUAGUAGAGCCGACACCGUUUGUAAAGCCGAGAAGAAGGGAAGUAGGUGCAGCUUUUCUAAAUCAGCUUCCUUGGUUUUGUCCGCUUUCCCCCAAUGACCAGUGGAAAACUUCAUAGUGGGGGUGGGAGGAUCCAUAAAGACGGAUAGCCCACAGAGGAACCGCUAUCUAACUGAAGGACGAAGAGCUGCGGUUAGGGACGCCGUGCUCUGUUAGAAACCAGGGUUCUCUUAUUGUAAUGGAGGGAUUAGAGUGGGGAAUGGCGGAGAGAGGCAAGCUUCAGAGCAGUGGCGUGCCCUGUGGCACUUGUUUAUGAGUUACUCUGGUCGGUCAACCACCUACUCUGAGCUAAGCAUGAUGCUCAGGGCUGAGAUUGCCCCACCACCCCAUACCAAAUGCAAAAAGCUCUGCCCUUGGGGAGCUCACAAUCUAAUGAGGGAGACAACAUUCAAACAACUUUGAACAAAUAAGAUAUAUACAAGAUAAGCCCAAGUAGGAAGAGGAAUUCUUAGCACGAUACCGACACUGAUAUAUGCAGUAGUCCGUAGAUUUAACGAAGGUGAUGUUUUCAAAUCCCAUGAAAGGAAAAUGACUAGCUCCUGGCAGGCAGUAAGAAGAGCUUGUCUGAGUUAAAUGAAAGCUGGUUCUUUGUAGCACUUUUGGGAUUUUGGAUGAGAACUGGGAUGGCAUAAGGAAUGGC